Messenger RNA from Trifolium pratense (red clover), 3473 nucleotides. Its product is annotated as leucine-rich repeat extensin-like protein 4. The transcript has a single exon. Gene Ontology annotation, molecular function: protein binding. Lineage: Eukaryota; Viridiplantae; Streptophyta; Magnoliopsida; Fabales; Fabaceae. The coding region runs from base 388 to 2796 and encodes 802 amino acids. The record is from RefSeq and is a predicted model, not a curated record.
UAAAAAAAAGCUAGAGCCUAGAAAGAAAAAAAGAGAGAGAGAAAGAAUCUGGUGGGCUUUGAGCUGUGAUUUAGCUGUCCCUUAGAAUGAAUUAUUUCAUCUCCACUCUCACCCUCUCUCUCUCUUCACACACUCAUAUACACCCUUCACACACAGUUCCAAAAUCCCUAAAAAACCCACAAACCAAACAAAACCCUCUUCUUCCUCUUCUCUCUCUCUCACUACCUCCCCCACACAAAAACACAAACACCCACAUUUUUCAUUUUCCAUUUCCAUUUCCAUUUCCAUUCAUUCACCUUAGAUCUCACAAAGCUUUAAUCUUUCCAUAAACCCCACUACAAAAAUAUUGAAAUUUUUUCAUUCAUUUUUUCAGAUGCCUCAUGUGAGAUGAAGAAUAAAGAGCAUUGUUCUUAUGUUAUUGUUCUUUUUUCAUUCUUCCUAGGUUUAACAACAACACUAGUAACAUCAUCUUCAAGUGUUGUUUCAUCGUAUAAUGUCUUUGAACAUGAUGGGUCCCACCACUACCAAUUCCAACAACAUCAUGAACUCACACAAGCUGAAACGAUGUACAUCAAACAUCGACAACUUCUUUACUAUAGAGAUGAAUUUGGUGACCGAGGUGAAAAUGUUACGGUGGAUCCAACCUUAGUUUUCUCAAACAACCGCAUCAAAAACGCUUACGUGGCGUUACAAGCUUGGAAACAAGCUAUUCUUUCUGAUCCAAAUAACUGUACUGUUAAUUGGGUAGGUUCCAAUGUAUGCAACUACACAAAUGUUUUCUGUGCACCCGCAUUGGAUAACCCUAAAAUCUUAACCGUCGCCGGAAUCGAUCUAAAUCACUGUGAUAUCGCCGGUUAUUUGCCGGAAGAGCUUGGUCUUUUAACCGAUCUUGCUCUUUUUCAUGUCAAUACUAACCGAUUCUGUGGAACGGUUCCUCAUAAGUUUGAGAAGCUGAAAAUCUUGUUCGAGUUGGAUCUGAGUAAUAACCGUUUCGCCGGAAAGUUUCCGGAGGUUGUUUUACGGUUACCGGAGUUGAAGUUUUUAGAUCUGAGGUUUAAUGAAUUUGAAGGAACGGUACCCAAGGAGCUUUUCGAUAAAGAUUUGGAUGCGAUUUUCAUCAAUCAUAAUCGGUUUGUGUUCGAUUUACCGGAUAAUUUCGGUAAUUCACCGGUUUCAGUUAUUGUUCUGGCGAAUAACCGUUUCCACGGUUGUUUUCCGGCGGGGAUUGGUAACAUGACGAAUUUGAAUGAAAUUAUUGCAAUGAAUAACGGUUUUCAGUCGUGUUUGCCGAAGGAGAUAGGGUUGUUGAAGAAUUUGACGGUGUUUGAUGUUAGUUUUAAUAAGUUAUUGGGACCGUUACCGGCGACGGUUGGAAAUGCGGUGAGUUUGGAGGUUUUGAAUGUGGCGCAUAAUUUUCUUUCCGGUAAGAUUCCGGAGAGUAUUUGCGCGUUACCAAAUUUGCAAAACUUUACUUAUUCUUAUAAUUUCUUUACCGGUGAACCACCGAGAUGUUUGGCUUUGCCGGAGGUGGAUGAUAAGAAGAAUUGUUUGCCGGCGAGAAGUAAUCAACGGUCGGCGAAGGAAUGUAAGUCGUUUUUGUCUCACCGUGUUGAUUGUAACUCUUUUAGGUGUAAAGCUUUUGUACCUUCUUUGCCUUCACCACCACCUUCACCGGUGUUUCCUCCACCUGUUGUUACUCCAAUAUCUCCACCACCGUCACCAGUAUUUUCUCCACCUCCACCACCGUCACCAGUAUUUUCUCCACCUCCACCACCACCAGUGUUUUCUCCACCACCACCGGUAUACUCUCCACCGCCGCCUCCGCCACCAGUUUAUUCACCACCGCCGCCACCUCCUUCACCACCACCACCUUCACCGCCACCACCACCUCCACCAGUGUAUUCACCACCUCCACCUCCACCAGUGUAUUCACCACCUCCGCCACCACCAUCACCCCCACCACCUUCUCCACCACCACCACCUCCACCGGUAUAUUCACCACCACCGCCUCCACCUGUAUAUUCACCACCACCCCCUCCACCAGUAUAUUCACCACCACCACCCCCUCCCUCACCGCCACCACCAUCACCCCCUCCUCCAGUUUACUUACCGCCACCACCUCCACCGCCUCCACCACCACCUUCACCAAUUCCUCCACCACCAUAUUGUGUUAGGUCUCCGCCACCUCCGCCACCAAAUUCACCACCGCCACCACCUCCACCGGCUCCUGUAUUCUCCCCACCACCACCUGUACCAUACUACUAUAACUCACCUCCACCACCUUCUCAUUCACCUCCACCACCACCACCUCAUUCGCCUCCACCGCCACCUCACUCCCCUCCUCCACCUGUUUAUCCCUAUUUAUCUCCCCCACCACCUCCUCCAAUUCACUCACCUCCACCACCAGUCCAUUCCCCACCACCACCAUCUCCCCCACCUUGUAUAGAACCACCACCACCUCCAUCACCACCACCUUGUGAAGAACACUCACCUCCACCACCAUAUCAAACACCUUAUCACCCACCACCAUCCCCAUCACCACCUCCACCACCAGUUUAUUAUGCACCACCAGUUCAUUACAAUUCACCCCCACCACCACCGGUAUAUUCUUCGCCUCCUCCACCAGUUCAUUACAAUUCACCCCCACCACCACCGAUAUAUUCUUCGCCUCCUCCACCGGUUUAUUCUUCGCCACCACCACCGGUCUCACCACCACCCACACCUGUAUAUGAAGGGCCAUUACCACCAGUUGUUGGAAUAUCAUAUGCAUCACCACCACCACCACCCUUUUAUUGAUUCUUUUGAGAACUUCUCCUCUUACCCUUUUUCCCUCUCCACCACCACCAACCUUUAACACAUUUUCAAAGUUCACAUUUUUAUCAUCAAAUUCAGUCAUAUAUAUGCAUCCGUGCCCGCGACUCUCAUCGCAAUGUUAGAGCAAAAAUCAAAUCAAAUUACAAUAAACCAAAAAAAAAAACUAGAAGGGUUUUGUGUCAGGAAGCAGCAUAAUCAUAAUUAGUCCUUGUUUGUGGGUCAAUAGAUAUAAAGAGAAAAGAAAAAUGUUGAAAAAUGAGGUUAUGGUGGAUUGAGUUAUAGGUAAGAGGAGAAUGUCUCUGUCUCAUAUUGAUUUGAAUUGUUAUGGAUAUUCAAGUUGUGUAAUAAAAAUGGCUGAGAAAGAAGAUUAGGUUGCAGAGUAAAAACAUGUAUCUAUGGGAAUGAAUGAAUGAAUGAAUUGGAGACCAUGACACCAUAAUUCAGGGCCUGCAAAGAUCAGUGUGUGGCAUUGCUGCUGCUGUUCUUGUUUGUGGAGUUUAUUGUUAUUGUCUCUCUUAUAUCAUACUUUUUUUUAUAUUUUUUUUUUUACUUUUUUCCUAUUUUUUAUUUUUGUUUCUUUUGCAUUGCAAUUUAUAGUAUAAUUUAUGAACAUUUUACAUGUAUUGAUUUUCUGAAUUGAGGUAAUUCCUUUUCUCUUA